Papaver somniferum (opium poppy) is the source of this 2424-nucleotide messenger RNA. RefSeq names its product bromodomain-containing factor 1-like. Bases 485 to 2263 code for a protein of 592 amino acids. The record is from RefSeq and is a predicted model, not a curated record. Gene Ontology annotation, molecular function: protein binding. The transcript has 7 exons. Lineage: Eukaryota; Viridiplantae; Streptophyta; Magnoliopsida; Ranunculales; Papaveraceae.
CUUUUAACAAAGAAACGAACGUCCUCCUCCUCUGUGACUGUCUCUCUCUCUUCCAGGUCUGAAGUCGAAACUUUCAGUUUCAAAGCCUCAAAAACCCGCCAGAGAUAGACGAAUAUACCCUCACCAUCAACGAUUAAUCUCUUCCAGUUUUGCUUUCACUCCUCCCUGGUAACGUAUCUAACGAAGGGCCCAUUCAAUUUAAAGUUAUGCCCUUCUUCUCUACUGUAAAUUAGGGUUCUUCGAAAUUGUGAUCUGAAUUUAGGGUUUUUCUUUUCUAAUGAGAAUUAUAUUCUUAGUUGGACUAUGAAAAAGAACGUAAUUAGUACCUGAAACCCUAGUAUUGGGGAGUUCUUCUGAAGAGUCUUUAGAUUGUUAAUUGUACUGGUGAUUUUAUCAGUUGUGCAGAAAUUAUCGGUCUGGGAGUAAAUUUUGGGGUUUUUGAAGAGGACAACAGAAACCAAGUUUCUCUGUUGCAGAAGCCAACAUGAAACGAAAACGAGGUCACAAGAAAGGAAAACAUAGAAAGAAGGCGGCAGUGGAUGUGGAAGGCAUUCCUGUUUUGUAUGAUGUUGAUGUUCAAUUUGAAGAUGAUAAUGAUAAUGAUAAUGAUGAUGAUAGUGAUAGUGAUCUCGGUGGUGCUCAGUUAGAUUCCAAAAUGGAAGUUGCAGUGCCAGCUCCAGUGGUGCCUUAUCAACCUCCUGCAUUCACAAAGCCUACUCCAAAUAUAAUUACUUACAAAUCAGGUGGACGGCAUGGAAUUGGACCUGUUAAAGUGAGACUUAAGUCGUCAAAAGUGAUAAAGCCUCAAGAGAGUAGUCCAGAUAUGCUGGAUAAGAGUGAUACCGACAAGAGCAGUCAACAUGUGAGUCUAGAAAAGCUAGGUGAAGUGGAGAGGACAGAUGAUAGUGGCAGCUCUUUGCCUGAAAUGCAGUCGGUGGUGGUUAUGGAGAAAGUGCCAAGUAAAUCUGGAACCUUAAAAAUCAAGUCUUUCAGAGGAUCAAGUUCUGUGAAUACUAUAGUGAAUGUUGCUGGUAGUCCUGCCCAGGUGCAAGGUGUAAAGAGUACCCAAACUGCCUCAGAUAAUGACAAGAAAGUGGAGCCAUCAGUGUUGAGGGAACCGAAGUUUCAUCUACAAGAAUCAGUGUAUAGUGAACAAGAACUGAAUACCUCCCUUAUGGUGAUCAGGAAAAUUAUGAAUAUGGAUGCAGCCGAGCCCUUUAGUGUUCCAGUCGAUCCUGAUGCCCUCGGAAUACCUGACUACUUCGAUAUCAUUCACUACCCUAUGGAUUUUGGCACUAUAUGCAAAAAUCUUGAACAUGGCAAUAAAUACAAGAACUCCAAGGAUGUAUUUAUGGAUGUACAGUACAUCUGGGAGAACUGUUACAAGUACAAUAAUAAGGGCGAUUACAUUGUGGAUCUUAUGAGACGUGUGAAGAAGAAUUUUAUGAAGUAUUGGGUGGCUGCAGGGUUAUACACCGAGCGAUCGCAAAGAGCUAAUGGUUCUAGUGAAAGCAUGCAGGGGGAGAAUGCUGCUCACUCUGUCAAGGGCACUCCUUCCAAACAGGCACGUAAACGUCAUGGAAUGAGACAGCACAAAAGCGAUUGUUUAUGUGCUGUCUGUGUUAUGAAACGCAAAAGAAGGGAACGUGAUGCUCAACUUAUUGAAAAUCAGAUUGAAAUAAGUGAUGGAAAUCUGUCUCAAGACCCUAAGCAAGAGGAGACUGCAGGAACUCCUUUCAGUGAGGAUACAUCAUCAAAUCUGGAAUCUUACCCAGUCGCUGGUGCAGACAUUGAUAUGGAAGAACAAGCUCAGAAAAUGAAGCUGGAAAGUCAAGAGGUCAGUGACAAUGAUGUGCAGAACCAGAACAAGGACGAGGGAGAACCUUCCGAAGCAUUACAGACAGGAGGAGAUGCAUCUGGAGAAGAAGGGAACCUCGAGUCGCGAUUCCAGGAAAUGGAUGCUUCACGUUUUGCCACUGAAUCUGGUUCCCAGAAAAAUAACCUACCAUUGCAUCAGGGAGAGCCUACCACCGCGGAGAAAUUGCAGCAUAAGCAAGAGGAACUGAGAAAAAGGAAUCAGCAAAUUGAAAUCUACAAGAAAUUCUUCGGUGGCGAAAAUCCUAUGCUUACAGAGUUGUGUGGCAAUCUUUUUUCUGGUGAUCCUAGAUCAGUUUGGAGCGGACCACAUUCACUUGUUCCCCGUCAUGUUUCACUACGAAGUAGCAGAGGCAUCCAUGCGGCCCUAUCAACGUUUAUGAAAUAACCAGCUCCAGGAAACUCUUCUUGGUGUAGUACUUUCAGUAUAUACUGCCAAACAAGUUGUUAUUCGUGUUUACUCGGGAAUCGUUGGAAUAUUUGUGUAAAUUGAAAUGUUUCCAAGAAAAAUAAAUAAUAAAGUCUUUAUCCAGAUCCCAGUUUUGAAUA